ACCCGACCGCGUGGCGGUACGAAUCGUCGCCUUGUCACCCAACCAUCCCAUAUCCGACCCCAUCCCUUCCCAAACCGUCGAACCCUAGCUCGCCUUCGCCUCCAAUCUCCCCACCUCGCCGUCGCCAUGGGCAAGAAGCGGAAGCUCGAGCCGAAAUCCACCUUGGCAGCAAACUCCCCCGCCGCUAAGGCUCCAGCUGCCGCAAAGAUCGCCGAGCCGGCAGCUGCUCCCCCCCAGCCCGAAACCCUAGCCGAGUACUACCCCACUUCCUCCCAAACCGUGGCCCAGGAGAGCGGGUCCAUCGCUGGGGGCGCGGCGGUGAAGCAGGAGGUGGGCGGCGAGGAGGACGAGUGGGAGGAGGUGGAAGAGGAGGAGGAAGAGGAGGUCGAGGAGGAAGAACAGCAGCAGGCCGAGGAGGGCGACAGCGACCCCGCCUCGAUCCAGGCGCUACUGGAGGUGUUCCCCAAGGAGCAGCUCGUCGAGCUGCUCCGCGACGCCGCCGUCCGCCACGGCGACGUGCUCGAGUCCGUCCGCCGAGCGGCCGACGCGGAUCCAGCCCAGCGGAAGAUCUUCGUCCACGGCCUCGGAUGGGACACCACCGUGGACAUCCUCACCGAGGCUUUCCGCCCUUAUGGUGAGAUCGAGGAUCUCAAGCUCGUCUCAGACCGUAACACGGGCAAGUGCAAGGGCUACGGGUUCAUCCUCUUCAGCCGCCUUUCUGGCGCCCGCGCGGCCCUGCUGGAGCCCCAGAAGAAGAUCGGCAACCGCACUACCUCCUGCCAGCUUGCUUCUUUGGGCCCUGUCCCACCUGGCGGUGCGGCCAACAAUCCUAUGUUGGCUACAGCUCCAGCUCCGGCUCCAGCAGCCUUGAUACUACCGCCAGUUUCUGAGUACACACAGCGGAAGAUUUUUGUUAGCAAUGUUGGCGCAGAUAUCGACCCACAGAAACUGCUGCAGUUCUUUUCAAAGUAUGGUGAAAUUGAGGAGGGUCCUCUUGGGCUCGACAAGGCAACCGGAAAGCCCAAGGGUUUUGCUCUGUUUGUUUACAGGACCCUUGAGAGCGCCAAGAAGGCGCUCCAGGAGCCGCACAAGUCAUUUGAGGGUGUUAUGCUGCACUGCCAGAAGGCAAUCGAUGGGCCAAAACCCAACAAAGGAGGAGGAUAUGGUGCCACAACUACAAGUGGGAGGAAGGGCGCUGCUGGCUAUGGUGCUGGUAGCCAUUCUCUGCCUGGCACUGUUGGUGCUGGUUAUGGGAUGGCAUCUCCAGCGAGCCUGGCUUCAAUGCCUGGGCCUGUACCUGGUGGUCCAGGGAUGAAUCCUGCACUGGGCCAGGCUUUAACAGCUUUCUUGGCCACCCAAGGGGGAGGGUUGGGUCUGAAUAACAUCCUUGGAGUUGGUCCUAAUAGUUCAGGGGUGCCAAAUUCAGGGUCUUCUGGAGCUCUUGGUGGUGGCGGUGUACCUGGAAUGCCUGGCAGUUAUAUGGGAGGCUAUGGGGGUGGUGGCGGGUAUGGUGGUCCACCAGGAGGUCCAGGAAGAAAUUACAUGGGUCAUUAGGAUGCUUAUAACUAUUUUUUUGUGGCCAGAUGAUUCUACGUGUUCCUGCGCCGCACUUAUAAACAUGCUGUUUUAGGCUGCUUCUCGCAAGUUGCUUACUCUAGCGGUCAAAGUUUUCAUAAGAACUUUGAUUUCCUCAAUCCUAUGUUUUCAAAAUUGAACAAAUCUAUGUACAAUUAUUUAAAUUUUCGAAAAGUUACUAUUGUCUUGUGACCCUAUUGUAAAAGACUUUCUAUCGAUUUAAAGCACCGUGGAAUUUUUACUGCAUUUUAUACAAGAAUUUUCAGUCAUUA
Messenger RNA from Triticum dicoccoides, 1847 nucleotides. Its product is annotated as UBP1-associated protein 2A-like. The transcript is spliced from 2 exons. Bases 127 to 1554 code for a protein of 475 amino acids. Gene Ontology annotation, molecular function: RNA binding. The record is from RefSeq and is a predicted model, not a curated record. NCBI's taxonomy places the organism in Eukaryota, Viridiplantae, Streptophyta, Magnoliopsida, Poales, Poaceae.